AUGUUCCAAAAGUGGCGUUUGGAAACCAUGACGCCGGAAGAAGCGGCAAAACGAGGGCCCUCUCGCACGGCUCUUUCAUUUCUGACUGCAGUCAAACUGGACGCCAAUUCGGGAAAUAAGAAGAGUAAGAACAUCCCAAUCUCUGAGCCCAUCUCAAAACUGGAGCUCCUCCGCCUCGACACCUCCGACCUGUCCUCCUCAAAAGAGAACACUCUACUCCUACUAACACCAUCUGACAUUUGCCGUGACCCGUCUCCGUUAAACUCGUUGAACAGGAAGAAAUUGAGCGCGCCGCGACUCGAAAAAACGAAAAGCGACGACAUGGUGUUUGCCGAGAUCGAGGCGUUGACAGUGAUGGAGAACAAUCUGUUUUGUUCGUUGAGAAACUCAUCGAAACGCCGGUGCGACGCAAUGGACAAAUACGAUAGAAUAUCGAAACUUGGCGAAGGUUCCUAUGGAGUUGUGUACAAGUGCAAGAAUAAGGAUACCGGGCAAAUUGUGGCGAUCAAGAAGUUUGUAGAGACCGAAGACGAUCCACAUAUCAAAAAGAUCGCGUUGAGGGAGAUUCGAAUGUUGAAGCAACUAAAACAUCAAAACCUAGUUGGACUAAUCGAAGUGUUCAAACGAAACAGAAAACUCCAUCUGGUCUUCGAACUAUGCGACAGGACAGUUCUACAUGAGCUCGAGAAGAGUCCCACGGGAGUCAACGAUGAUCUAACGAAAAAAAUAAUCUAUCAACUUCUGGAUGCUCUCCGCUUCUGUCAUAGUAACAAGUGUAUUCAUCGAGAUGUGAAACCAGAGAAUAUCUUUUUGACAAGAAAUGAUCAAGUGAAACUCGGCGAUUUUGGAUUCGCAAGAAUUAUUAACACCACCGAAAUGUACACGGACUACGUGGCAACCCGUUGGUACCGUAGUCCUGAGCUCCUCGUGGGCGAUGUUCAAUACGGACCGCCCGUGGAUAUUUGGGCGGUCGGGUGUGUCUACGCAGAGCUGAUGACCGGGGAGGCGUUGUGGCCUGGACGAAGUGAUAUCGAUCAGUUGUUCCUUAUAAGGAAAACGUUAGGAGAAUUCCUUCCCCGCCACGUCUCCAUCUUCCGAACCAACCAAUUCUUCUUUGGGCUCUCAAUUCCGGAGCCCGAGCAUCUCGAACCCCUCCCAUCGAAACUACCGAAUGCGAGUAGUGGGCAGUUGGACUUCCUCUAUAAAUGCUUCGAAAUGUCGCCGGAUCGUCGAUGGUCUUGCAGCGAACUCAUGCAACAUGCGAUUUUCCAGAAUUGGUCUUUAAGAAUACGCAUGGAUGAUAGUACCCAGAAUGGGGGACACACUUCGAAGAGAAGUCCCAACUACCUGCCACUUCUGAAUGGCAACUCCAACAACUUGGUCACCAAAAAUUUCAGUUUGCACACAAGUCAUGGGAGUAAUUUGAAUAACAAUGGGAAUGGGAUGAAUCGGAAUUAUCUUCCUACUAUAUCUUAA
Molecule: messenger RNA, 1476 nt
Organism: Caenorhabditis remanei
Lineage: Eukaryota; Metazoa; Nematoda; Chromadorea; Rhabditida; Rhabditidae
Exons: 10
Coding region: 1-1476 (491 amino acids)
Biological process (GO): protein phosphorylation
Cellular component (GO): nucleus
Molecular function (GO): cyclin-dependent protein serine/threonine kinase activity; ATP binding
Source: RefSeq, a predicted model, not a curated record